AUGCCUCGUACGACAACUGCAUCAAACAAAGGUAAAGAUGAAUCGGUUCGAGUCGUUGUCCGAUGUCGUCCGAUGAGUGAUCAAGAACAAGAAUCUGGUUGUGAAAGAGUUGUUGAUAUCGAUGGGCAACGUCGACAAAUAUCUAUUCGACGAUCAACUGUUGAAUUUUCUCAACGUAAUACUGAUGAUACUGUACAUGCCUUCUUUUUUGAUUCUGUUUAUGAUUGGAAUUCACAACAAAAAGAUGUUUAUGAUCAAACAGCACGACCACUUGUUGAUUCAGUACUUGAAGGUUUUAAUGGCACAAUAUUUGCCUAUGGACAAACUGGUACUGGUAAAACAUUUACUAUGGAAGGUGUUCGUUCUCAAGUGGAAUUACGUGGAAUAAUUCCAUCAUCAUUUGCACAUAUAUUUGAUUCAAUUUCACAUACUACAUCAAGACAAUUUCUUGUACGAGCUUCUUAUCUUGAAAUUUAUAACGAAAGUAUUCGUGAUCUUUUAUCAAGAGAUCAAAAUAAACGUUUACAAUUACAAGAACAUCCUAAAGAAGGUGUUCAUGUACAUGAUCUUAGUUCAUUUAUUACAAAAAAUAUACAAGAAAUUGAACAUGUUAUGACAACAGGAAAUUUAAAUCGUUCAACAGGAGCAACAAAUAUGAAUGAACAUAGUUCACGGUCGCAUGCUAUUUUUAUUAUUACUGUAGAAAGUAGUGAGAUUGGUGUGGAUGGAAAAGCACAUAUUCGUGUUGGAAAACUUAAUCUUGUUGAUUUAGCUGGAAGUGAACGUCAAGCAAAAACAGGAUCAACUGGUGAACGUUUUAAAGAAGCAACAAAUAUAAAUUUAUCUCUUUCUGUACUUGGUAAUGUUAUUUCUGCACUUGUUGAUGGUAGUUCACAUAUACCUUAUCGUGAUUCAAAAUUAACUCGAUUGUUACAAAAUUCACUUGGUGGCAAUUCUAAGACAAUUAUGAUUGCAACACUUGGACCAGCCGAUUAUAAUUAUGAAGAAUCUCUUACAACACUUCGUUAUGCUAAUCGAGCUAAAAAUAUAAAGAACCAACCACGUAUAAAUGAAGACCCUAAAGAUGCUUUAUUACGAAAAUUUCAAGAAGAAAUAGCUCGAUUAAAAGAACAACUUGAUGGAAGAACUAAAAGUGGUAAAACAUCACGUCGACAUAGAAAUCACGAUGAAGCUGAUAAUGAUGAAAGUAAUUAUAGUGACCAAAAUGAUGAAGAAUUAUAUCUCAAAGAACAACAAGACAAACUCAAUGAAGAAAAAAGAUCAAUUUUUCAGAAAAAAAAUUUAAAUGAAACCGAACGAGAAAUCAUGCUUAGAGAAUUAGAAGAAAAACAACAAGAAAUUCAACGUGAACAAGACGAACGUCGUGAAAUGCAAAAUAAAAUUCAACAAAUGGAAUCAAAAUUAAUUACUGGUGGAAAAGAUAUUGUUACACAUACAAGUGAACAAGAAGAAACACUACGACAAAAACGACGUUUAAUUGCUGAAGCUGAGCGUCGUCAUCGUGAGGUUCAACAAAAAUUAGAACAAGGUGAAGAAGAACGACAAACAAUGAAUGAAAAAUAUACAAAUGUAAAAGAAGAAGUUGAAGAUAAACGUGCUAAAAAAGAGAAAUUAUCUAAGCAAUUAAAAAAACUUGAAGCUAAAAAACUUGAGAUUGUUGAAAAACAUCGAACAGCACGUGAAGAACUUGAAGCUGAACAGCGCGAAAUUCAAAAGCAAGCCAAAUUAUUUCAACUUAUCAUUAAAAAUUUUAUUCCUAUUGAUGAAUGUGACCGAUUAUUAAAAAGAGUUCAAUUUGAUGAUCAACAUAAUCAAUGGACACUGAAAGAAUUAUCAAAACAAACAGAUCAAAUGGCUGCUCGUCCGAUAUUAGCUCGUGGUGAUCGGCGUCCAAUAGCUUUACAUUCACAGUCUAAUUCGAUUCCUGAAAUAGCUUAUUUUAAAGGUGAAAAUAUUAUUUUACUACAACUUGAUUUUCCUAGUCGAACAACUCGUGAUUAUGAAGGCCCAAUGGUUUCACCAAUGAUUAAAGCAACUAUUGAAAAUGCAAUGAGAGAAGAAGAAUAUAUUGAAUUAGAUGCCAAUAAUAUUCCACCUGAAAAACGCAAGAAAAAAAACAGUGGUGGUACUUAUGACAAUAAUACAUCAUCAACAUCAACUAUGUCUCGUAUUGGAUAUGGAGAUUUACAUACAAGUCGUAGUAUAAAUAGUGCACGACGUUAA
Molecule: messenger RNA, 2244 nt
Organism: Rotaria sp. Silwood1
Lineage: Eukaryota; Metazoa; Rotifera; Eurotatoria; Philodinida; Philodinidae
Source: the annotation of a GenBank genome assembly